CCGGGCGGCUCGGCCCUCGGCGCCGGCCAUGGCUUCGGCUGGCGGCGGCUGCGGGCCGGGGGAGCAGGACCGGCCGGCGCGGCGGCCCUUCCUCAUCGGGGUCAGCGGCGGCACCGCCAGCGGCAAGUCCACAGUGUGCGAGAAGAUCAUGGAGCUCCUGGGCCAGAACGAAGUGGACCAUCGGCAGCGCAAACUGGUCAUUCUGAGCCAGGACCGGUUCUACAAGGUGUUGACGGCCGACCAGAAGGCCAAGGCCCUAAAGGGGCAGUACAACUUUGAUCACCCAGAUGCUUUUGAUAACGAUUUGAUGCAUUUGACCCUGAAGCACAUUGUGGAGGGAAAAACUGUCGAGGUUCCAGCCUAUGAUUUUGUGACCCACUCCAGGUUACUGGAGACAACUGUGGUUUAUCCAGCUGACGUGGUGCUGUUUGAGGGCAUCUUGGUGUUCUACAGCCAAGAGAUCCGGGACAUGUUCCACCUCCGCCUCUUUGUGGACACAGACUCAGACGUCAGGCUGUCUCGCAGAGUUCUCCGGGACAUGAAUCGUGGCAGAGACCUGGAGCAGAUCCUAACCCAGUACACCACCUUCGUCAAACCUGCUUUUGAGGAGUUCUGUUUGCCGACUAAGAAGUAUGCCGAUGUGAUAAUCCCCAGAGGGGUCGACAAUAUGGUUGCCAUAAACCUGAUUGUGCAGCACAUCCAGGACAUUCUGAAUGGUGACAUCUGCAAGUGGCAACGAGGUGGGGCCAAUGGACGGAACUACAAAAGGACACUCCCGGAGCCGGGGGACACUACUGCUGUGCUGGUUUCUGGCAAACGGUCCCACCUGGAAUCUAUCAGCCGGCCCCACUGAGGAAAAGCCCCAGCCGGUUUCUUGACCUCUUGGGUGGCUCUUGGCUGACCACUGUACAGUGAGUGGGGCUGGGGCUGCCCAUUUUAAAGUAGAAAGGGGGGGAAGUCAAUUUUAAUCAUGUUACAGAGGGAUGCUGGGACAGUCAAUCAUCCCAUAGGAAUGACCGUUCAUUUCAUUCACUGUCCAGCUUGGGGGAUGAAGUCUUGUGGACUGCCCCCCUCUUUGUUUUUACCUGCUGUCUUGUUCUAUUAAGAGGACAAGGAGCUUUGAAAACCUUUUUUUUUGGCCAUGGCCGGAAGGCGAACUCUUGCACUUACUCCCAGCAGGAGGCCAGGUUUUGCACUGAGUUGGGGGAAGCUCUGGGUUUGUCCUGCUGGGAAGCACACAGGUGUGAACCAGAAGGGGUAAGAUAUGCUAUCUUCCCUUAAUUGUGUUUACAGGUGGUCUGAGAGGCCCUCCCCCUGAGCAGUCAGUGCAGAAGCAAUAGCUUUCAUGGUAGCUCCCAGCCAUGACUGUGUAGGGUUUUGGCUUGAAUGUGACUCAGUAGCUCAGCAAAGCAUUCUGGAUGGGGUUGCUGCCUCUUCCCUCUGUCCCCAGCCAUGUGUGUGGACCUUCAGAUUUUACCCAGGGGCAGUAUAUGGUGCUGAGGCCACUUAGGACAUGUUUUUCCAUUUAGCAUCCUUUGUGCUAAGUUACUUGCUGGACUGUGGAGAUUCAAGUGAAUUUAUUGCACAAGGUAAGCCAGCUGUUGCUACAUACACACAGUUCUCUCCCCAGAACCUGAUAAUGUAUAAAGCUAGUCUCCAUACAGGCACCAGUUUGUUAUUCUUUCUCUAAGGUGCUUAACUCAUCAUAGUGAUUAUGCAAUACACAAGACUGGGUUGCAGCUCUCUGGCUGCUUUUCUAAAACAUAAUUACCUAGUUAUGCUUCCUUGUUGUGCUGUUUUAGGUUCAAUAAACAGACAUCAAACCACUAAA
Molecule: messenger RNA, 1831 nt
Organism: Ornithorhynchus anatinus (platypus)
Lineage: Eukaryota; Metazoa; Chordata; Mammalia; Monotremata; Ornithorhynchidae
Gene: UCK1
Product: uridine-cytidine kinase 1
Exons: 7
Coding region: 29-853 (274 amino acids)
Cellular component (GO): cytosol; cytoplasm
Molecular function (GO): ATP binding; kinase activity
Source: RefSeq, a predicted model, not a curated record